CUUCUACCAUCGCCCCAAAGUACAUCUUUGUACUCAACCACCCCCAAACUCUGCAACACCAAAACCGAUGGGAGAACCCGACGACCCCUCUAUACGCAGCUUCAAGUCUAAGGCAGCAUCUGCACUUGGCUUGGGACGCAAGAAAGACACGCAGACCGACGUCCUUCCGACCCACAACCCCCACACGACCACCCAUCCUGGCCUAGAUGGCAGCAACCCGUCGCGUGGUGCAAAUGGCACCAGCGACCACAGCGAGAAGCCCGUUGCCAGCGAUAAUAGCUCCACAGACAUCGACAAUGGCAGCGUCAAUACCGCGCCCGAUGGAACGACGCCUCCCGCCAUAGGAUCCGAGAAGCGUCCGUUCUACUCGCCCGUGCGUGUCAAGAACGGAAGCCUCCGAUUCAUAUCCCACACCAAGAAUGCCAUCACUCACAGCUGGAUCAACCUCCUGCUCGUCUUCGUGCCUCUUGGUAUUGUAGUCAAGCUCGUGCACCUGAAGCCCGAAAUUGUCUUCUCCAUGAACGCCAUCGCCAUCAUUCCGCUGGCUGGCCUGCUCGCGCACGCGACCGAAGUUGUCGCUGCCCGCGUUGGAGAUGCGCUCGGUGCACUGCUCAACGUGUCCUUUGGAAACGCUGUCGAGUUGAUUCUCUUCAUCAUCUUGCUCGCCUCUGACCAGAUCGAGGUCGUGCAAGCGUCUCUACUUGGAUCCAUACUUGCCAACCUGCUUCUCAUUCUGGGCAUGGCAUUCUUACUCGGUGGUCUGAAGUACCAAGAGCAGGUCUACAACAACACCGUCACCCAGAUGAGCGGUGUCAUGCUGGCCCUUGCCGUGAUGAGUCUACUGCUUCCCACUGCCUUCCACGCCGCUUUCGAGAACAACGCCAUCGCCGACCACGAGACUUUGUCCGUCAGUCGUGGAACCAGUGUUAUUCUCCUACUAGUCUACGGCCUGUACCUCGUCUUUCAGCUCAAGAGUCAUCGUUAUCUCUAUGCUAGUACGCCCCAACAUAUCAUUGACGAAGAGUCACAUCCCGGUGUCCUUGCCGGUGCUUUCGACUCGUCCAGUUCCGACUCUUCGUCCAGCUCCAGCAGUAGCGACAGUGAUAGCUCCUCUAAGAACUCUGAUGGCACCAUGAAGAAGAAGGCCAAGCGCAUGGUCAAAAGGCUUCGCCGCAAGUCCAGCGCUAGCUCCAAAGACGCAGAUGCGCUCUCAGCUCUCAACUCGCCAGAGGGUGAGCUAAAUCAGAGUCCUUUCGAGACGGAAAGAACCAAUAGCGUCGCAACUGCCACUAAUGCAGCCCCAAUCACUUCUCGCCGACACUCAUUCGACGUCAUGAGUGGUGACGAGGCCGAUAACGAUCAAUACGUUCCAGUCGUUCGCGAUUUCGAAGCCGCUUCGCAGACUUCGCGCUCAAUGACGAAGAAGGAAAAACGCAGGCAUAAGAAGAGCAAAAAGGACCGCCGUGAUCGCAACAAGGUCGACACCAUUCCCGAGAAGGAGGUCGUGCCGAACGAGCCCACGCCCAAGGUCACCUUCGCUGAGGAAGUACAGAACGACAGUGCCACUACGAUGAACUCGAAUCCUCGCAGAUACAACCGGCCUGCUCUUCCUUCGCUGCUCUCUAACAACGUCUUCUCGAACCCUCAGAACCUCGCUCCACUUGGCGGUCCUGCACCCAAUAUUCGUAUGGCAGCACCUCGCGACAACACAGCUCUGCGCGCUCCCCUUCGUCGAUCCAAGUCUCUCCCAGAUCAAAUUGGCCGCGCCGACUCCAGCGGUAGCGCAGUCAAACAUCCUGCUGUCUCUCCACAGGCCGCCAUGGCACUCAACGAGGACGAUGAAGACGAUGAAGCACCUGACAUGUCUAUCAAAGCUGCUAUCUUUAUGCUUCUGAUCAGCACUGGUCUCGUUGCUGUCUGCGCCGACUUCAUGAGCGAUGCCAUUGAGCCUAUGGUUGAGAGUUCUGGUAUUAGCCAAGCGUUUAUCGGUCUCAUCAUUCUUCCCAUCGUCGGUAACGCUGCAGAGCACGUCACUGCGGUCACUGUCGCGAUGAAGAACAAAAUGGAUCUUUCGAUCGGUAUUGCUGUCGGCUCUUCUAUCCAGAUCGCCAUCUUCAUCACUCCCGUCAUUGUUAUCCUCGGUUGGAUCAUGGGCAAGGAGAUGACACUGUACUUCAACAUCUUCGAGACUGUUGCACUAUUCGUCACAGUCCUGGUGGUGAACUUCUUGGUAUUGGAUGGUCGCAGUAACUAUCUCGAGGGUAGUUUACUGAUCGCUGCCUAUAUCAUCAUCGCGCUGGCCAGUUUCUUCUACCCUGACGGCUGUGAGGCCAGUGCCAUUGGUGGCAACGAGGACCGCUGCAACAACGCGGAGGUUGCCCGAUUGGCGCAGGGCAUGGUCAAAAGGAUGAUUGGCAUGUAGGGCGAGGAUCAUCGGUCAAGAACCUGAAAGUCUGAGUAACAUCUGACUUUAGUUUGACUUCUUGGUCUUUGUAGUUGCUUUGCGAUGAGACGGUUGAGUGGCAUGGUGUGAUGUCCGCUCCCGUAAGAGACUUUCCAGAGUGUCUCAAUUCCUUCUAUUACGAUAGCAUACAGUCCUUACAGACACUUAAUAGCUUAUUACCGCAGAGGUCCUCAAAUUGACACAUGAUAUUGGCUCCCCAGCCGGAGCCUGCCUCA
Alternaria rosae is the source of this 2679-nucleotide messenger RNA. Its product is annotated as Sodium/calcium exchanger protein-domain-containing protein. The record is from RefSeq and is a predicted model, not a curated record. Gene Ontology annotation, biological process: calcium ion transmembrane transport; intracellular calcium ion homeostasis. Lineage: Eukaryota; Fungi; Ascomycota; Dothideomycetes; Pleosporales; Pleosporaceae. Gene Ontology annotation, molecular function: calcium:proton antiporter activity. Bases 68 to 2422 code for a protein of 784 amino acids. Gene Ontology annotation, cellular component: fungal-type vacuole membrane. The transcript has a single exon.